CAAGAAACAUGUCAGAGUUGAGAAAACGCUUGUCGAGUUUGGUUUUAUUUUGUUGAAUUAACAGUGUUCGCUGCGUAAAAAUGGAACUCGCUCAAGACAGCGCAGCUGUGGAGGCUACCGAUGGACAAAACGCCACCUGCUAACCCGGACUCUGCACAGCCGAGCCAGGAAGAGGAGAUGCCCACAGCCAGCUCUACAGCUCUGCAAUUCUUACAGUCCAUUGGAGGAGAAGAUUACAAGUAUCUGCUGUUUAGAGAUGACCUUGUCACAACUUCUGACACAGGACGUGAACUGGGCGAGUUCAGCGUUUCUGUGGAACAGACCAUUCGCAACGGAGAGAAUUGCUUCUUGGUGCAUGCUAAUAGCCAUGGUGCUAUUGACAAUGUUCCAUGUGGCACAUCGAUUACAGCGCAUGUGUCUGAACGUCUGGAGACGUUAGAACAACACCAUCAUGAGUAUGUCAAGCUUGAAAACUGCCCCUUGGACAGGAAGACUGUGUUAAUCAAGCAAGCUGAUAACUUUGUUGUCAAUAGAGUCAUCACUCAAGGGGAGGAUGUACAGAAGUCAACACAGUCAUUUCCAGUGGAUAAAAUGGCUGGCUUUAUAUCAGAAGGCUCAAACCUCCUCCUACACCGCUUGAUGAUACAGAAGGGAAUACCACAGAACUUCCAGCUCCUCUCCUUUGACUCCGACAGCCACGUCUGCCAGGCCACCUACAAAAAGUUAGAAGACCGCACCCAGGUUGUAGAUGGUGUAGAACUGAAGGUGUGGGGAAUAGAAAGGACAAUCCACUCUAAAUCUGAUCUGCCCACCACAUGGCAGUCGUACUUCACAAGUGAUGGAUUUCUCUCAAGCCGUGUUCAGGUUGGGUCGCCAGUGACAAUGAGGUUAGCUAGGAUUCCUCAGCCCAUAGUCAGAGAUGAGGAGCCCACCAAACCGAUCUUCUCGAAGAAACCUCUGAACUGGGAAGAAGAUUUGCAACUAUUCUCGAAAUUUUUGGACAGAAAGGAGGAGCUGAAGUGUGACCACAGCAGCUAUAUGAGGAAUCACCCAGAACUCAAGGCCCUCAUGGCAGACUUCAUGCAGUUUUUGCUCCUCAGAAAGCCCAAGGAUGUCAUCGCGUUUGCUGCUGAUUACUUCGCAUCCUUCUCGUCCGCGAUGCCCACUCCGCCAUCGUACAUGUCUUCUGCAGUCCCUACCCCGUUCCCGCAGAGCCGAGCCAGUGACAGGAUGAAUGAUUUGCGGAAGAACUGACUCCUUGCUGCCUGAAGCUGAUUCUACAAAGCCAGUUUUGACUUCUGUCAGAAUUAGAACUUGAAUCCAUGGCAUAGUUUGUGAUCUUAGUAGUUCAAAUCAUGGCACCUUUAUCUUAACAGAGUACUGUUAGGGUAAUUAGGUGCUCCCAAUAGUAAACCAUUGGAUUCAAAACCAAGCAUUAAAUUAAGAUUUCUCAUUUUAACAUGUCUUUGCGGAAUCGGCCACUGGUAUAAUUUAAAAAUCCCAGCUGUGUUCACUAGAGACCUGUUUACUCUGAUUAACCCACAGGCACAUGUCCUGCUUUACCAAUGUUUUCUCUUCAUGUGGUUUACACUGCUGGUAUGACGAAUCCACAGUACAGGCUUGUCUGUGUUUGUUCUUUCAUUGUCUCGAGAAUUUCAUGUUCCCCUUUCAUAAAAUAAAUGUAAAUGUGCAAAAAAAAAAUAAAUAAAUAAUUUUAAAAAUCUGCAUGUCAAAAUGUAAUCUGUUUCAAAAUUUUAUUCUGUUCAAGGUUGGGAAUCUCAAAUGAAUUUACCGCCUCUUUUCCUUUUUAAGCCUUUCAGUGUUUGUUUUCAUUGUUAAAUUUCAUCAAAUGUAUGACCAUACAGAAGAACUACAUGUAUAUCUGUUGCUGAUGUCUAUAGUUUUUCUAUUUAAUUAAUACAAAGUCUGUAAGUUGUGGUCAUGUAUGAUUCAAUAAUUAGAAUCGUAUUCCUAAAUGUCAUCUGAACUGAUGACAAUCUCAUAGUUACUUGUAAUACAUAUGUAUGCUAAACCAGAUUCCUAACCAUGGUGUCUAUAUGUACAUGUAGUUGCCAAGGCCAUUCUUUAGAAAUUCUUUGUUGGACAUAACUCUACCGAAUCAGAAAAAAAUAACAGAGGUAUAUAGGGCAUUCUUGCCAAGGAAAAAGAUAGGGGGAUCAAAAAAAUUAACAUUAUGAGAACAUCUCUCAAAAGGACAAUAAAAAGUUACGGCCGUCUUUUUGAAGGGUGAGUUUGAUUAUGGCCAACAAAUAUAUUUUAAUGAUGGCCAAAUCUCAUAGAUGUGAUGGUACAUAUGGGUAAUGCGGUGGAAUUAUAUAUUUUGAUUCCGGACGACCGUUUCUGAGCUGGCAUGUUUGAUGUACACCCCAUGUAACCAAACUGUAAUAACAUACACAAAACCAUACACAGAACCCUUCAUCCCCUCCAUCCCGUCCAUCCUUUGUGGGGAUUCCUCCCACCAAAAUGUUGGUUGCUGUCGUACAAGAGAAAUAUUCUUGAGUAUGGCAUAAAACACCAAUCAGAUAAAUGAAUUCUUUGUCAGCUGUUAAGGCCUCUUUUUUUUGUUUUUCAUCUUACUUUUGAUUUAAUGUUUUGUUUUUCAUGAAUCUGUGAUACAAAACCAAAACAAUAAAAGAAUAUCAACAUUUAAUACUGGAUAUGAAACUGACAGGGUUGAGUGAUGCUGAUAGGAAUAUUUGAACAUUUUAAUUCAGUUCAGUGUAGAGAUUUUUUAUGCAUCUGUUAUAUCUACAAUAGUCUGUUGUGUUUAAGUUGUCUAUCAUUUCAUGUAAUAACAUAAUCUCAUUGUCCAAGGUCAAACAAUUUCAGGUUAUGACAAAAAAACGUGGGGAUAACUGCUAAAAAGGAUAUGUUCAGAUGUUUUUUUUUUAUCCGGACAACCA
This is a messenger RNA of Liolophura sinensis, 2924 nucleotides long. RefSeq names its product ciliogenesis-associated TTC17-interacting protein-like. Bases 121 to 1254 code for a protein of 377 amino acids. Lineage: Eukaryota; Metazoa; Mollusca; Polyplacophora; Chitonida; Chitonidae. The transcript is spliced from 10 exons. Gene Ontology annotation, biological process: actin filament polymerization; cilium organization. The record is from RefSeq and is a predicted model, not a curated record.